ACGGAUACAAACUCGAAUGUGCACAGUUUGGAUUAUUUGGUAAAGGGAUUUAUUUUUCUUCCACAUCAUCAAAAUGUGACAACUUUAGCAUCUUAUUAAAAAACAGUGAUGGUAUAAACUAUAAAGUGAUGAUAUUGAAUAGUGUGGCUUUAGGAAGGAUUUAUAAACCUACUGAAAAUGAUUUUACACUUACAAGCCCUCCACCUGGGUAUGAUAGCGUAUGUGGAGAUCCUAAUACUGUCAAAAAUUUAAAUGAUUUGAAGUUUGAUGAAAUUAUUGUGUAUAAAGAAGAAGCCUCAAUUCCACAAUUCCUUAUCGUUUACCAACCAGAAAUCAAUAUUGAAUGA
Molecule: messenger RNA, 347 nt
Organism: Cetraspora pellucida
Lineage: Eukaryota; Fungi; Glomeromycota; Glomeromycetes; Diversisporales; Gigasporaceae
Source: the annotation of a GenBank genome assembly